UCUUGCUGUUUUCAAAUUUUAUAAUUCCUAAACAUAGAAUUACACGAUCAAUUACGCUGCUAUUCCUGGCGAUGAAUCUUCAAUUACUCUCUUUUUUCUUAAAUUAAGGUUUUUUUUUUCUUCCAGGUUCGUCUUCUUGCUUCUUAAGGAGGCUCCCAGUGCCCUGUGUUACCUCAAACCUUCUCCUGAGCCAACAACAACAACUCUGCUCUGCAUUUGCUGUAGAACUAUUUUAGCAGGAUGUUCAGGGCGGCUCAACUCCUCAGGGAGACAAAGAGAGCUGUCGCCCCGAGAACGAGUUCAUCACCUGCAGGUUUGAUCGUCAGUGGCUUCUCCACGGCCUCCAAUUUCCAGAGGUUGGCCGGCAAGGUGGCCGUCAUCACCGGUGCAGCCAGCGGCAUCGGCAGAGCAACGGCGGCGGAGUUCGUCAAGAACGGCGCCAAGGUCAUCAUCGCCGACAUCCAGGACGACCUCGGCCGGUCCGUGGCCUCCGAGCUCGGCCCCGACGCCGCGUACACGCGCUGCGACGUCGCCGACGAGGCGCAGGUCGCGGCGGCCGUCGACCUCGCCGUGGGGCGGCACGGCCGGCUCGACAUCUUCUACAGCAACGCCGGGAUCGGAGGGAGGUACCCGCAGGACGACGCGGUGUCCGUCGACCUCGACAACUUCGACGGCCUGAUGGCGGUGAACGCCCGGCCGGCGCUCGCGGCCGUCAAGCACGCCGCGCGCGCCAUGGCGCCGCGCCGCAGCGGCUGCAUCCUCUGCACGGCCAGCGGCGCGGGCGUCGUCCCCAUCCCGGCGCUCGCCAUGUACUCCGUCUCCAAGGCCACCGUCAUCGCCAUCGUGCGCGCCAUGGCGGAGCCGCUGGCGCGCCACGGCCUGCGGGUGAACGCCAUCUCGCCGGGGCCGACCAGGACGCCCAUGCUGCUGCGGGAGAUCCCACUCAUGGCCGAGCAGUCCCCCGGGUUGAGCGGGGAGCUGAAGCGGAUGGUGGAGGACGACGGCGCGGCGGGCGACGCCGCCGCGGUGCUGGAGCCGGAGGACAUCGCGAGGGCGGCGCUGUACCUGGCCUCCGACGAGGCCAGGUUCGUGAACGGGCACAACGUCGUCGUCGACGCCGGCUACUCGGUGCACAAAGGAGCGGAGGCGCGUUGAAAUGACCGAGGAGAAGCCCAUCCUCGGAUCAUGCCACGUGGCUAUUUAAGGGUGGAUCUGCCUAGUGAUCAAACUUUUAAUUUCAUCGAUCAAAUCGGUUUAAGUCGUUGGAUAAUAAUCUGAAAGCAUACACGUAAAUCAAAAAUCUGAUGCACGCUCUUUUUGUCCUCCAGCCGCCAUGUAUUAUACACGUGUUUGACAAAAGAACAGAAUAUAAAACGUUUGAUCGAUAGUAAAAAUGAUUAAAUGUCAUCAAUCUUAAGACAGCUCCCGUAAUGUGGGCUGUUUGUUUGCUGUGUAUGGAAAUCCCAUUAUUGUCAAUCUCGUUGAAAUAAAAUCGUGGUGA
Messenger RNA from Oryza brachyantha (malo sina), 1501 nucleotides. RefSeq names its product momilactone A synthase-like. NCBI's taxonomy places the organism in Eukaryota, Viridiplantae, Streptophyta, Magnoliopsida, Poales, Poaceae. The transcript is spliced from 3 exons. The coding region runs from base 241 to 1155 and encodes 304 amino acids. The record is from RefSeq and is a predicted model, not a curated record.